UCUUGUCUACCCCGAUUUUCUUUCACUUUCAGUCAAUGUCUCAAAUGAAAUGGCAAGGCGAUUAUGAAGUAAAAGUUAUUUAUCCAUGUAGAACUGCUAAAUUAUUAAUAAUUCUUAUAGUUUUAAAUGCGUUUAUUUGUUGUAUGUCCUCCAAAGUGAGAUUUAGCGAACAGGAAAUAGAAUGGAUUCUUGCCUCUCAUAUUGGUGUUGCAACCCUGACUUGUCUGUUGGUAUUCAAAUUUGAAACUAAAUCAGAGAGCAUGUUAGUGGUGCCAGCAGUUGGAAUCAAUGUUUCUAGUGUCAACAGAUUGGGACAAGUAAAUACAGAGUUCUUUCCAAGGCAGCUUGUUCAAGACGUAGUAAUUGUGGAAGCUAUAAUCAUGCAAAAGUUUUCCACAUAUCUUGCAAUUCUUUAUCAAGACCCUACUUCAGGUCAGAAGAAAAUAAAGCCAAUGUUCUUGAAAUCCAGAUUAAAAAUAGAGGAAUUGAAAUCCAUAUACCAGAAAGUACAGGAGAAUCUCAAGUUUGUGUCGGAAAAGAGGAGUUGACCAAGACUGUUAUAGGAAUUUUAAAGUGAACAACACAUAGCUCAACAAUAAUUUUUGCUAUUUUUAUGCCCCUGUAAUAGAAGAUUCCAGGGCAUAUAGUUUUUGGUCUGUCUGAUUGUCUGCUAAAAUUUGACCUUGCCCAUGUAAAUUUUGAUUGGUUGGAGCUAUGGCUUUCAUGUUUCACAUGUGUAUUCCUCGUGACAAGAGCUUUCCUUAUGUACCAAUAUUUUUUAUCUCUUGACCUUAGAGUUUGACUUGCAUUUGAGAAUUUUUACCUACCCUAGCUGUCAUACGGGAGUAUUAGUGUUACACAAACACAUCUUGUUAUUAUUGCAAUUGAACAAUACAAUAUAUACUAGUCUAUUCUUUUACUAUUUAGUCUGUUUUUCUUUUUCAUCUAAUUGCCAAUAUGUUCUCCCACCUCUUUUGUAAUUUUAUAUGUAUAUUUCUUUAUUUAUUAUAAUAAAUAUAUUUUGUACACUGAA
Messenger RNA from Saccostrea echinata, 1033 nucleotides. RefSeq names its product phosphatidylinositol N-acetylglucosaminyltransferase subunit H-like. Gene Ontology annotation, biological process: GPI anchor biosynthetic process. NCBI's taxonomy places the organism in Eukaryota, Metazoa, Mollusca, Bivalvia, Ostreida, Ostreidae. The record is from RefSeq and is a predicted model, not a curated record. The transcript is spliced from 5 exons. Gene Ontology annotation, cellular component: glycosylphosphatidylinositol-N-acetylglucosaminyltransferase (GPI-GnT) complex. Bases 36 to 548 code for a protein of 170 amino acids.